AAUCACUAAUCCAUAAAUAAGCAGAACACAUGAGUUAAACCCCUGUCCUAAAACAGCCUAAGCUUCUAUUACAGCAACAACAAUGGAGUUAUUGCAUCCCUUCAUAUUUCCAUUUCUUGUAUCUUUGUUCUUGCUCUGGUCUAUUACAAAAUGGUGGUUCAUCAAGAAAUCUGCUGCAAACAAAAAGAACUCGCCCCCAUCACCAAGAAAGCUGCCGAUACUCGGAAAUCUCCACCAAGUAGGCUCGUUACCUCAUCGGGAUCUCCAAACCCUAGCCAACAAACACGGCCCGUUUAUGCUUCUCCACUUCGGCACGGUGCCCUUUAUAAUUGUUUCAUCUGCUGACUCAGCCCGUGAGAUCAUGACCACACAUGACAUCGUCUUCUCGAACAGGCCCGACUUUAAGUCCUUCAAGAAACUUCUGUAUGGCUGUAAGGAUGUAGCGGUUGCGCCUUACGGCGAAUACUGGAAGCGGAUGAAGGGUAUUUUCGUCCACCAACUUCUUAGCAACAAAAGGGUUCAAUCUUUUCGUUAUAUACGAGAAGAAGAAACCGAUCAUUUGAUCGGAAAGAUUAUUAGAGAAUCUUGUAAUGCGGGUAAUAAGGUGGUGAAUUUGAGCAAGAUGUUUUCCGAGUUAGCUAUCGAUGGGAUAUGCAGAUCGGCUUUUGGAGUGAAGUGCAGCGAUUCGGAAAACGGGAAGAAGUUCUUGGUGUUGUUGAAAGAUUUGAUGGAGCUUUUAGGAGCUCUUUGUAUUGGGGAUUUUGUUCCGUGGCUCGGUUGGAUUGAUCGUGUUAAUGGAUUGGAUAAGAGAGUGGAUGAUGUGGCGAGAGGAUUGGAUUGUUUCCUUGAGGACGUGAUUCGACAACACACGGAAGCUUCGAAGGAGAGAAACGGAGAAAACUUUCUCGAUAUUUUGCUUGAAAUUUGCGGUGAUAACAACACUCUUGAGAAAGAUAGCAUCAAAGCACUGCUUCUGGAUGUGUUUGCCGGUGGUACGGAUACCAUAGCCACACUGCUGGAGUGGUUGAUGUCGGAGCUCUUUCGACACCCAAUUGUGAUGGGAAAAUUGCAAAACGAAGUCAGAGAAAUCCUAAGAGGCAAACACGCCAUAAAAGACGACGACUUGGAGAAAAUGCACUAUCUAAAAGCCGUGGUGAAGGAAACUCUGCGUUGUCACCCACCGAUUCCUUUGCUAACUCGCAGAAUAAUAGACAAAGAUGUGAAAGUAAUGGGUUACGAUGUUUCGAAGGGAACAACGGUGAUGAUAAAUGGUUGGGCCAUAGGGCGGGACCCGCAGUAUUGGGAUGAACCGGAGAAGUUUGAGCCGGAAAGAUUCUUGAAGAAGAAGUACUCGAAUGAUAACAAUAUUGCUUUUAAGGGCCUCGAUUUUGAGUUCAUGUCGUUUGGGGCCGGUAGAAGGGGUUGUCCCGGGAUUUCAUUUGCCGUUGCUACUAUUGAGUUUGUUGUGGCAAAUAUUGUGCAUAAAUUUAAUUGGGAAUUGCCAGAUGGAUUACAGGGGAAAGAUUUGGACAUGACUGAAAGCCCCGGCGCUACGGUCCGGAGAGCUACUCCGCUCUUUGCAAUUGCGACUCUAAAUUAGUGCUUUUGAGUUUUGUGAUGUGAUGAAUCAAUGUGAAAAUAAGUACUUUUUGUUGAUCGAACACGUUUUUUUCGUUCGAUUGUAUAUGAAACUUAAUUAGUUCAAUUUGUGUACGAUAAGGAUCAUGUUGCUCGAGUAAAUAUAUAUUUGAGCUCGACUCAAUUAACAACCAAAUCAAAUUCGAACACAAUUUUUGUAUCUCGAUCAAAAAAAUCAAGUAAAUCGUAGUAAUG
Molecule: messenger RNA, 1833 nt
Organism: Erythranthe guttata (spotted monkey flower)
Lineage: Eukaryota; Viridiplantae; Streptophyta; Magnoliopsida; Lamiales; Phrymaceae
Product: cytochrome P450 71A8
Molecular function (GO): oxidoreductase activity, acting on paired donors, with incorporation or reduction of molecular oxygen; heme binding; monooxygenase activity
Source: RefSeq, a predicted model, not a curated record